AUUUACGACAUUUCCACCCGGAAUCUUUUCUCAAGCACACACGUUACGAUGGCAACAUGUCCGAAUCUUAAAGAUCCUGACAAUGCUGUAAACGACCCUGGUGCUGCUCCUUACGGAAACUUUAUGAACUAUUACAGCUUUAACCCUCCGGAAAACCGCUUGAGUCUCAUCCCAGCCACGCUCCUGCAGGAUUUAGGCUACAGGGACAGAGGGGACGAGCCCACGCUCAUCCUGGACGUGGGGUGUAACUCAGGGGACCUGAGUGUGGCCAUCUACAAGCAUCUUGUCCCGGAGCCAGAGGAGAGCACAGUUCAGCUUCUGGGGUUUGACUUGGAUGAAACUCUUGUUGAGCGCGCAGAGCAGACCAAUCCUCUCCACAGCAACAUCUCCUUCAUCCAGCUGGACAUCACCGAGGAAACCAACCAGCUGCAAGACUUCCUCACCCAGCACAGCUGCUCCCACUUCCACCUGUGUCUGUGUCUGGCUGUCACCAUGUGGGUCCACCUGAACCACGGAGACUCGGGCUUGCUGCAGCUGCUAUCGCGCCUCGCUUCCAUCAGCACCCACCUCCUGCUGGAGGCUCAGCCCUGGAAGUGUUACCGCUCUGCAGCCCGCCGCCUCAGGAAGCUGGGCCGCUCGGACUUCGAUCACUUUAAGACCCUGAAGAUCCGCGGCGACGUUGCAAAACACGCCACGGAGCAUCUGGAGAGACACUGCGGCAUGGAGCUCAUGCGGAGCUUCGGCAGCACCGCAUGGGACCGGAAGCUGCUGCUUUUUAGACGCAGAUGAGUUUUAUGGAUUUUUUUGGCUUUUAAAACCCCAGUUCUUUGAGAUGUAAACAAACAAAACCAAGGUUAACAGUUUCCGCUUAAAUGCAACAAAGACUACGUAAUUUAACAACAACAAAAAAACAAUCUUAUUGGAGAACACUGAAAAAAAGUGGUAUAAAUGUACCAUGUCGUUUUAUGAUGGGAGUAAGUAAUGCAGAAUUACUCACGACAAUCAAGUGACUCUGACUGACUCCCAAUAAAUUUCUGCUGUUAAA
Gambusia affinis (western mosquitofish) is the source of this 1045-nucleotide messenger RNA. RefSeq names its product pre-miRNA 5'-monophosphate methyltransferase. NCBI's taxonomy places the organism in Eukaryota, Metazoa, Chordata, Actinopteri, Cyprinodontiformes, Poeciliidae. The record is from RefSeq and is a predicted model, not a curated record. Gene Ontology annotation, molecular function: O-methyltransferase activity; RNA methyltransferase activity. Gene Ontology annotation, biological process: negative regulation of pre-miRNA processing; miRNA metabolic process. Bases 49 to 789 code for a protein of 246 amino acids. Gene Ontology annotation, cellular component: cytoplasm. The transcript is spliced from 2 exons.